AUGAAGUACUCCACUUCAACCAGUGCUCUUCUCGCCCGCCUCCUCGCCCUACCUCUUCUCCUCACGCUUCUCAUUCAAGCCACGGCGAAAAACCACCACGUUCUUACCAGCGCCGAUUCCAAAACCUCGCACCUACUGCACUGCUUGGGCCACUCUGCGACCGCACGCGCCGACCGCGCAAAAGUGGAAGCGCUCAUCGCAGCCAAUCCGAAUCCAGCCGACGACAGAGUGUGGUCGCAGCUCGCUCCGCGCGAGUGGGGGUUCAAGGGACAUGAUGCACCAGGGGUCGAGUCAUGGGUGCCUGUCGACAGCGCGGCGCCGAUGGCCAAGGACCGCGUGAUGCGCCAGCACAGCAAGCUGGUGCGGUGUGCAAAGCGGUUGCAGUUGGAUGUCAUGCGAGAUGCUGAAGCUGCCAGCGGCGAUGCUGCGCAGCCCCUGGAACAGCGUCGACAAGAGCGGAGGGUGCUUCCAGACAUGUUUGGGGGCCAGGGGUUCAAGCAGGUGAGGCAGGAUACAAAUGGUUUCCCGCUUCGGAGGCCUCAGGUUGUGGCGAAGAAUGAUGCGCAGAGCGUUCCGCGUGGUCCUGCUGCUGAUCCUGUUGAUCCAGCUGCCGGCGCCGUUAGCGACAUUGGUGGCGGUGCUGCUCCUGGCGCAGCUCCUGAUACUGUCAACGUCGCCGUUGACGAUCAGAAACUCCGUCCGGACGGCACACUGUCGCCUCCUUCACCUGGACAAAAGCUCGCCCCUGGCCUGGGUCCUGAUCAACCAUCGGUCGCACCUGCCCUCAUCAACGAUCCAUUCGGAAAAUAUAUGCCCAAGACUUUGCCUGCUGCCGCUGCCGCUGCUGCCGCUGCUGGACCUGUGACCGACCUUCCACAGCAAGCUCCCGUCGUCCCUGGUCAGACACUUUCAGCCGGCACCACUGGCCAGAACGUCAACAUGGUCGCAGUCUCUGCUACGACCGCAGACGUGACCAACAACGGUACGCAGAACGAUCCUACCGGUCAAAAAGUCGCCGUGCCCGGACAGCUUAAGCUCGUCCUCAAACAGUCUGGGACUGAUGCAGCCGCGUCGACGUGCAAGAGCCCUUUGAUCCGCAAAGAGUACUCCUCGCUCACACGCGACGAGAAAAAAGCUUUCGUCGAAGCGAUCAAGUGUGUGCGCUCCAAACCGUCACGUUUCAAGACCAACGAUGCCCUGUGGAAUGCAGCGGACGACUGGACGUUACUGCACAUCCGUAUGGUGAGAUACGUCCACUUCACUGCGUAUUUCACCGUCUUCCACCGCGGAUUCACGGUGCUCGUCGAACGGGACCUCAACGAGUGCGGGUUCAACCAAGGCCUGCCGUGGGUCGACUGGACCAAGACCUCGGACGACCCGAGCACCAACGCGGUAUUUGACUCUGAUCCGGACUUCGGUCUGGGCACGGACGGGAAGGGCGACAACUCGAGCUGUCCUUGGAACGCCGGUCUCGCGGUGACUGACGGGGCGCUCGCAGACCACUGGUUCAACGCGCCCUUCCGACACCGGCUCUGUCGCCAGUUCAACAACCUCGACGUGCACACGCCUAGCGCGCACUUUGGUAGCAAUUGCAGCACCUUCAUCCACACGCAGUUCGUCAAAGGCUUGGGGGCGACGCACGACGAUGGGAGGUUCUUCGAUUUUUCUUCGGCGAUUGAAAUCGCGACCCACCUUUCGAUGCACACGUGUGUUGGAGGAAACCUCGCCUGGCUCAGCAGCAGUCCGAAUGAUGUAGUCUUCCAUGCGCACCAUGGGUGUGUGGAUAACAUCUUCGAUGGGUGGCAGAAGAAGAGCGACAAGAACAAGCAUGCAUUUCACGGGCCGAAACAGCAGCAGAAGAAGGGCAUGCACCCGCCCUGGACAGCGAAGCGCACCGAUGUAAUCAACUUUGAGCCUCUGGCGGAGAACGUGAUGGUGCAGGACCUGUUGGAUCCCGAGAGUGGCAAGUGGGGUGGCAGGAUGUGUUAUAGGUAUGAUUACAACGUUGCCAUGUGA
Messenger RNA from Sporisorium graminicola, 2016 nucleotides. RefSeq lists its product as uncharacterized. Gene Ontology annotation, molecular function: oxidoreductase activity. The record is from RefSeq and is a predicted model, not a curated record. Bases 1 to 2016 code for a protein of 671 amino acids. Lineage: Eukaryota; Fungi; Basidiomycota; Ustilaginomycetes; Ustilaginales; Ustilaginaceae. The transcript has a single exon.